Molecule: messenger RNA, 984 nt
Organism: Neodiprion virginianus
Lineage: Eukaryota; Metazoa; Arthropoda; Insecta; Hymenoptera; Diprionidae
Gene: ND-B17
Exons: 4
Coding region: 415-909 (164 amino acids)
Biological process (GO): mitochondrial electron transport, NADH to ubiquinone
Source: RefSeq, a predicted model, not a curated record
ACGUACAAUAGUUCUUCUCUUCUUAUAUUUACCGUACAUUGUGAAAACAUUUUAGGCUGCACAUUUUGCUCUUCUUCUACAUCCCAUUUACCAUCUGCAGUCACAUCACAAUUCUCAAUAAUUACAUAAAUGGCUGAGCUAAUGGUCGAAGGUUCACACUGAGAUCAGAUUUUGUCGUAUCCAUUGCUAACAAAACGAAAUGUCAUUGAUCUCGUUCAUUCUCACUCGACGAGCAACACCGCGUUGCUUUCAGUGCAAAAGUAUCCCAAAUUUUCGGUACUUCUAAAAGCAAAUCGUCAAGUAGAAGAGAACCGAACGAGAGUUUAAGUUCAGCAGCUGUACUAACUGUUGAAGCAGGACGUCAACAGCAGAAUAUGUACCUGAUACAGGGUCGAUUCUUUGCAACCCGUCAACAUGGCGUCGUCAGAUACUGGUGGUGUGAAGCCAUUCGGUAUUGCUAGGCGUAUGGCACGUGAAAAUGAACGUUUGAUUGGUAUGACAGAUGAGGAAAGAGCAUGGAGAAAUCAGUAUCUGAAAGAUCAAAUCUUGCAUCAUGAUGAGCCGGUCAUAGAUGACGGUCAAGCGUUCAGACAAAACUUGAACCCUAUAAGAAGAUUUUACAGAGCGCCUCUCGACAAAUUCGAGGAUAUGCUUGUCAAACCAUUGGGUUCCAAAUGGGCACUGACAGUACGUUUUAUGACUGGAAAAUUUUUCAUAGGGGUUGGCCUUACAUAUGCCACAUAUUAUUAUUUCAAAUAUAAUCAAAAUACCUGGAUGCGUAAAGGUGGCUGGAGAGUAAUUCAUUCAAGAAAACCUGUACUCCCUGGAGACCCAGGGUACCCUCAAGUCUCAGAUCGUACGAAACCCAGUGACUAUGCUAGUCGUGGAUUUAAAGAUUCCCCGAUAUAAAAAACAAAACUACACGAUUUCUAGUACCUUAGUUGUUAUUAUUAUACACAAGAUAAAUGUGAUGUAAAGAUCGUA